UAAAAUCAUAUUCCAACCUUUUUCUAUGGACAAAUUUGACAUUUUCAGUCCAAAAAAAAUUUUAAAUAGGUCGAAAAAGAGGAAAUUAUUUUUAAAAAGAAAGAGAUGACGCAUGCUUUCCAAGCUUUAGCUUUGAAAAAUUAAAAUUUCAUUUUUCUUCACCGAGGAAGAAAGCUUCCGUGUUUCAUCAGAGGGCUUUUUGUAGGACGAAUUGGAGCCCAAGUGCCUGGUGAAACCUCUGUGGAGAAAGUUAGACAAGAAGGGAUUUUUGGAGGAAUAGGAAAGGAAAGGAAAGGGUUGUAGAGUUUAAGGGGAAUGGCGGGUUUGAAGAUGGAGGGGCCAUCGGCUCCGGCGUUGAGGAGAGACCCUUAUGAAGUUUUGUCUGUGUCAAAAGAUUCUUCUGAUCAGGAGAUUAAAACUGCUUAUAGGAAGCUUGCUCUCAAGUACCACCCUGAUAAAAAUGCUAGUAACCCUGAAGCAUCUGAGCUUUUCAAGGAGGUUGCAUAUUCAUAUAGCAUCUUAUCAGACCCUGAAAAAAGAAGACAAUAUGAUAAUUCAGGAUUUGAGGCACUUGAUGCUGAUGGAAUGGAUAUGGAAAUAGAUCUCUCCAACCUUGGAACUGUCAACACAAUGUUUGCUGCAUUAUUUAGCAAGUUGGGUGUUCCUAUCAAGACAACUAUUUCUGCUAAUGUUCUUGAAGAAGCUUUAAAUGGGACUGUCACAGUGAGGCCUCUUCCCCUUGGGACCUCAGUUAGUGGGAAGGUAGAAAAGCAAUGUGCUCACUUUUUUGGUGUAACUAUUAGUGAUGAACAAGCAGAGUCUGGAAUUGUAGUUAGAGUUACUUCAGCUGCUCAAAGCAAAUUUAAGUUAUUGUAUUUUGAACAAGAUGUGAAUGGUGGCUAUGGACUAGCCUUGCAGGAAGAUAGUGAGAAGACAGGCAAGGUGACAUCGGCGGGAAUGUAUUUUUUGCAUUUUCAAGUGUACAGGAUGGAUACAACUGUAAAUGCGUUGGCAAUGGCCAAAGAUCCUGAAGCUGCAUUUUUCAAAAGGCUGGAAGGCCUUCAACCUUGUGAGGUCUCAGAACUCAAAGCUGGCACUCACAUAUUCGCCGUUUAUGGAGAUAACUUUUUCAAACCUGCCACUUAUACAAUCGAGGCACUUUGUGCAAAGUCAUAUGAAGACACGACAUACAAGCUGAAGGAUAUUGAGGCCCUGAUUUUGAGAAAGAGAAAUGAGCUACGUCAAUUUGAGACAGAAUAUAGAAAGGCAUUGGCACGCUUCCAAGAGGUCACCAAUAGGUACAGUCAGGAGAAGCAAACAGUUGAUGAGCUGCUUAAACAGAGAGACACCAUCCAUUCCACUUUCACUGUUGCAAGAUCAGUCAUUACUGCUGGCGGUAGUGGUCAUUUUAGUAAUGGAAGUAGUAGUAAAUUUCCUUCAGAAGAUUUUAAGGCAGACAGCCCUGGAGAAGAUAGUAGCUCAGAUUCCAAGGAUAAAUCGGGAAAGAAGAAAUGGUUUAAUCUCAACCUUAAGGGGUCUGAUAAAAAGGUCUGAGAGGGACUUGAGGUAAAAUCUUCCUUUGCUUCUGAGGUUUGGAAUUCCUUCCUCGCAUGCAAGUGAAUUAGCUCCUCAGUCGCUGCCUGCGAAGUCACUUAGCUUGCUUGUUGGAUAUAUUUCAUUUGCUUGGGUCCUGCCAAGUUUUAUGGCAUGCGCUAAUCAAUUGCAUUGAGCUGUCAAAAGGUAUCAAGGUUUGUGUAUUGUAUCUUUAUUCUUGUAACAAACGGACUUGAAACAUUAGUCUCUUAAUUCAUAUAGCUUGUAGGAAAAGAAUUGUGAAGUUUGGGUCAAUAGUUGCUUGGGGUGGUUGUAACAGUUAUUUUUUACCACCAAGUGAAUAACUUUUGCAGUCUCGAGCAUUGUUUGUGCUGACAAGGUUGUGUUCCAUGGAAAUCGUGGUGAUGAGAAUCUGGGAUAGUUUCCUUUGCCGUCUUCGAGACGUUUUUAUUA
Coffea eugenioides is the source of this 2007-nucleotide messenger RNA. RefSeq names its product chaperone protein dnaJ 15. The record is from RefSeq and is a predicted model, not a curated record. NCBI's taxonomy places the organism in Eukaryota, Viridiplantae, Streptophyta, Magnoliopsida, Gentianales, Rubiaceae. The transcript has 12 exons. The coding region runs from base 316 to 1554 and encodes 412 amino acids.